AUGUCCAAGCCAUCCGUCAGCACGGCGUAUAUUUCAGCGUCCACCAAUCGUUUCAACCAUGCUGCAGAUGCCUCCACCUCUUCCGUGAUUGCUUGUGGAUCAGGCAAAUUAAUCGCGUUAUGGAACACUCAAGACCCAGAUGGCAGAGGCGUCUUCCAGACGCUGCCUGGUCACAAUGGCCUAGUAACCUGCAUUCGUUUUGUGGCGUUCGACGCAUUUGCUAGCGCGGAUGACAAGGGGACCGUCCGCUACUGGAGAUUAUUUGGGACAGAGUGGAGAACUACUGCGAUCGUGCAAGCACACAAAAAAGCCAUCUCUGUACUUCGUGAAUUCGACCACUUCUUGCUUACCGGAAGUUCAGACUCUUCCAUCAAAAUCUGGGACGUGCAACGUGGCGAUGUUGAUGACGAGGUGAAGGAGUUCCAAACCAUCUCGCUUCAAGGAUGGUAUCCUUUAUCAAUAGCAACCGGAUUCCUACCAUCGUCUGAAGCGAUAAUACUUGCCAUUGGCGGAACCGAUCGCAAAGUGCACAUCUGGACACGCUCUGACGGACCAUUUAUUCGUUCAGUCACCCUGUCAGGACAUGAAGACUGGAUACGUGCGCUGGCAUUCCGAGCUCCAUCGACGCCAAAUGAUCCCCUCGUGCUCGCUUCAGGCUCACAGGAUGGAACCAUCCGACUUUGGAAUGUGGAGUCCUUCGCUAAGAUGCAGGCCCAAUCACAGACUCAUGGAAAACACUCGGCAGAUGAUCUCAGUGACGAUCUCCUGGACGCAUUUGAAGCUUCAUUAGGAGACUUGGGUGCAGACGCCGAGGAGGGCGGCAGACAAAUUUCACUUAAACGGCAUAUUCUUACCGUCAAAUCGAAUUCCGGGACGCAACAGUAUUCUAUCACAUUCGAUGCUCUCCUGAUCGGCCAUGAGGCAGGAAUUACGUCGCUUUCUUGGUCUGCUUCGAAUGCGUCCUUGCUCUCUACGUCAACGGACUCAUCUGUCAUCAUAUGGGCUCCUAGCUCGAUCGUCUCCACUGCAUAUUCAUCAUCAACCUCUUCUAUCUGGAUUAAUAUACAACGCUUCGGUGACGUGGGAGGUCAACGUCUUGGUGGCUUUACUGGAGGUCUUUGGUCAAAUGGUGGCGCCGAAGCCAUGGCAUGGGGUUGGAGUGGAGGCUGGCGACGGUGGCGCCGCAUCAGAAGUGAUGGCCACGGAGGAGCAGCUGGUGAGGAGUGGGAAGAGGUUGGUGCGAUCAGCGGACACAGUGGUGCAGUAAAGGGCCUCGACUGGAGUCCAAAAGGAGACUAUCUGGUAUCUGUGGGUCUGGACCAGACGACACGCAUUCACGGUGCUAUCACAUCCUCUACCCCCGGACAGAGCAUUUGGCAUGAGCUGUCACGCCCUCAGGUACAUGGCUAUGACUUAAUGGGCGCAGCAUGGCUCGGUCCGUGGACUUUUGCAAGCGUUGCCGACGAGAAGGUCGCACGAGUAUUCGAAGCUCCACGCAAUUUCGUCGAGGAGGUCCGGGUACUAGGAGUAAAGGAUCUAGCCCAGAGCGAGGUAAGGACCACUCCUUGUUAUAUUUCAAGGCUUCUGAGAAAACAAAAGGGGGAUAGACCGGCAACGGCUAGUGUGCCUCCUCUCGGACUCUCGAACAAGGCUGUUAGUGAUGAUGAUGCACCGUCAGAACUGGACAUCAGCAGACCCCGCAGGCGCCCUUUCGAAGGAGAGCUAGCUUCCAUCACCCUCUGGCCCGAAAUCGAAAAAGUCUUUGGGCAUGGGUAUGAGUCGAUCACAAUUUCAGCUUCUAACUCGCUUGACCUUCUUGCAACUGCUUGCCGUGCAACUUCCCCGCAGCAUGCCGUUAUUCGCGUGUACACCACAACCGGCUACCAGCCUUUCGGUGUCCCUCUCGAAGGCCAUAGCCUGACAGUUACCCGUAUAGCAUUCAGCCCGCCAAACGAUAAAACACAUCCUUACCGUUAUGUGCCCGUCGCUGCGGAUAAAUCGCAUGGAAGAAUCAUCUGGGAUUGUGCAUGGAGCUGCGAAGGGGACCUUUUUGCCACCGCAUCUCGUGAUAAGACCGUAAAAAUAUGGAAGGAAUCCUCGGGCUCUGCCGCACGAUGGGGGGCAAUUACGACGAUGAAAUUCGAGGAAGCAGCAACUGCUGUCGCGUUUUGUUCUGUCGGUGCCGAUGCACAAGAACGCUGGCUUGCGGUUGGUUUAGAGACAGGAGAGAUCAAGAUCUAUUCAAGCUUGAUGUCCACACCAGAUCAGUGGACACCAGUGUUGACCAUCGAUUCGAAUUUGGCCCAUGUUGAUCAAAUCAAUCAUUUGGCGUGGAGAGCGACUGAUAACCCAUCGAGGAAGCAGCUGGCGUCCUGUAGUGAAGAUGGUACACUGAAAGUACUGAUUGUCCAGUUUGAAAUAAACUAA
Molecule: messenger RNA, 2427 nt
Organism: Suillus subalutaceus
Lineage: Eukaryota; Fungi; Basidiomycota; Agaricomycetes; Boletales; Suillaceae
Product: WD40-repeat-containing domain protein
Exons: 14
Coding region: 1-2427 (808 amino acids)
Biological process (GO): tRNA wobble uridine modification
Cellular component (GO): elongator holoenzyme complex
Molecular function (GO): protein binding
Source: RefSeq, a predicted model, not a curated record